AUGUCUUCAGCCUCGUCUGCAGCCUCGGACUCGGAGGAUGAUCGAUUGACCACUCGUUCGGCACCGGCAACCACCUACCGACCCAUUGCACCACUUCCACACUCUCCUCGGGCCACUUCCCCCUCAUCACGUUCUACAGCACGAGACUCGGAAAGCAAACCUUGUCUCACAGAUUCCAUCCAUUCUCGUCUGCAAAACAGUGAGACAGCCUUGGUCGCAUCUUGCAAUUCCAACUCUCCAUCCAACAAAACCGCCGCACCACCUAUGCGUCACGCUCUUCCGCCUAAACCGGUGACGACCAUGCUGUCCUGUUCUUCUGCAAGCUUCACCCCUGCCAACGGCAUCUCUAACCCCGCUGCUUCCUCUUCCUCCUCCUCAACCUCAACAGCAGCAGCCAAAGCCAACACCGCCAAGCGUUCCCGCGUUGACUCCUCUCUGGUACCCCAAGUUCCCAAAGUACCCAAAACGGCAGGCGAGAAAGAAAACACUCCGCGUCUUAUCGUCGUUCUGGAACAAGCCUGUCUUGAAACCUACAAAGUUUCCACCGGUUCCGCUUCCCGUGGCGGUGGUGGAGGAGGACGUAACAACAAAGAUGGUGGGGACAAAUACGCUUUGCUUAAUUGCGAUGAUCAUCAGCGAGUCCUUGCCAAGAUGGGUCGUGACAUUGCUGAAGCGAGACCCGACAUUACCCACCAGUGCCUGCUUACACUUCUCGAUUCACCUCUCAACAAGGCUGGCCUUUUGCAGGUCUACAUUCACACAGCAAAGGGAGUCCUAAUUGAGGUCAACCCACAUGUUCGUAUCCCACGAACAUUCAAGAGGUUUUCCGGGUUGAUGGUACAACUUCUUCACAAGUUGAGCAUUCGAUCCAUGGGUGGUAGUGAAAAGCUCUUGAGAGUCAUCAAGAAUCCAGUCACAGAUCAUUUGCCGGCAAAGACACACAAGGUGACACUUUCCUUCGAUUCGCCUGUUCAGAGAUUGAGCAACUACCUGCCGACGAUUCCGGAGAAUCAUAGCAUUGCUGUGUUUGUAGGUGCAAUGGCUCAUGGCAAGGAUAACUUUGCUGAUGGUCUUGUUGACGAGAAGAUUUCCAUCUCCGAGUAUUCUUUGAGUGCUUCCGUUGCUUGUGGCAAAUUCUGUUGCGCUUUGGAGGAUUUCUGGGGUGUUGUUUGA
Molecule: messenger RNA, 1173 nt
Organism: Ustilago hordei
Lineage: Eukaryota; Fungi; Basidiomycota; Ustilaginomycetes; Ustilaginales; Ustilaginaceae
Exons: 1
Coding region: 1-1173 (390 amino acids)
Biological process (GO): rRNA base methylation
Cellular component (GO): small-subunit processome; nucleolus
Molecular function (GO): rRNA (pseudouridine) methyltransferase activity; rRNA binding
Source: RefSeq, a predicted model, not a curated record